UAUAUCCCUUGAUGAAUUUGAGCAAAGAUACCGAGGGUCUUACCUAAAUACAAAAUAAAUAUUUCUUGACAAAACACAAAUUAAAUAUGAGAAUAUAGUCUUGUUAAAUAGAAAAAUAUUACUUUUUACCAGAAUUUUAGCCCUGAGGCCUAAGAAGCUACGCAUUUUGUGUCUGGCGCAGUGCAGAGUGGGCACACAUUGACCGCUAAAGCUGCUAGACUCCGUCCUGAAUGGCUUACCAGCAGAGUCAUGCGCCGCAUCUGCAUCCCAGCUAAUAAUUUAAAACCAUAAAACAACAUGAAAAUGAAUACGGAUCGAUUCAAUCUCACUGUUGACGAAUACUUAGCUGAAACGAAUGUCCUCUUCUAUCUCAACGAUGCAGUCACACAGCUGCUUGAACAUAAAGAGGAAUACAGUCAGUUUGGUCUGGUCCGAUAUUUUGCAGAAUAUUUUACCAGUGUGAAGAAUGGGAAUCAUGUGCUCUUCAGAGAAUUCAGUUACAUCAAGGCGACUCCUCAUAACAGAGAGUCUUUCAUCCAUAUAUUCUGGAAAUGCUUCAGACAGAUUGGCAAAAAUGGGGAUCUGUUGGCAAUGUCAGAAUACAGUUCACUUUUACAGCUGUUAUGUCCUGACUUUCCUACUGAGAUGGUACAAAAUGCAGCCAGGAUUGUCCUGAUAGAUGAUGCCACGGACUGUCUAAUGUCAUUCUCAGAUUUUAUUUAUUCAUUCCAGAUUCAGUUCUAUUAUGAAGAGUUUGCGGAGAGUGUGUCUGUGAUUUACCAAGACCUGCUGUCGGGGAAGAACCCGAACACUGUCAUAGUCCCGACCUCCACCUCGGUGGAGCAGUUAUCCAGCGCAGCCAACGAGGAGCCAGACACUCAAGAAGGCGUGGACUCCUCCGUCUUUUGUGAAUGUAUUGAGGGACUUUGUGAGAGGUUCAAGCACAAGUUUCCUUCCACUGUUGCCAUUAAGGAGAUCUUAGAGAGCAGUCAGUCAGUGUCUUUCUGUGGCUUCCUGAUGGCCUUGGCAAAACGAGGAGUAAACCAAGACAUCGGUGCUCUUCCCAAUAAAUCGGACCUUCUGAUUGAUCCAGAGAUGGACCAGGAGCUGGAGAGACUGUGAGAGAGACGGACUUGCUUCAAAGAGUAUAUUACAGUCACUUGCUGGUUAACUAUAAACCGCCUGCUAUUAAAAGAUGGAGAGCUUACCAACAAUCUUUUUAUGUUUAACUAAUGUUAUUAAUCUAAUGUAGUAGCAUUUGACGCUAUAUUUCUGUGAUUGUUCCAGCAUAGCUCAAGUCGCCAUCAGCCCGGACG
Messenger RNA from Puntigrus tetrazona (Sumatra barb), 1316 nucleotides. Its product is annotated as UPF0705 protein C11orf49 homolog. The record is from RefSeq and is a predicted model, not a curated record. Lineage: Eukaryota; Metazoa; Chordata; Actinopteri; Cypriniformes; Cyprinidae.